UCAUGUUCGAAGUUCAUUUUUGUUUCUCUCUCAUCGGCAUCCAUGGCGGGCGUGGACAGAUUGGACAUGUUGCCUGAUGUUCUGUUAUCGAUGAUUGUCUCUUCUCUUCCUUUCAAGGAAGCCGUUAGAACUUCAAUUUUGUCCAAGCGUUGGGUGAGGAUUUGGCAGGCGACGAGAAAUAUCGAGUUGGAGGAGGUUUUCUUCGUCGGACAAGAGCCUACCGAUCAGCAAACCAGAGAUGCAAGGAGAAGAGGAUUCAUCGAGUUCUGUGUGAAGUUUCUCUCAGUCUACCAAGAACCGACGGUGCGUAAGUUCUCUCUCUCGUUGUCAAAUCCGAGAGGAGACCGCAGCGGCGGAUUCGUUGAUGAAUGCAUUCGAUUCGCUGUUUAUCGCAACGUCGAGGACUUAGAACUGGAUUUCUCCAACUCGGCGUGGAUCGAAGACGAUGACGACGGAGUUCAACCAGAAAGUAUGUUCGAUUUGCCUCCGAUCGUUUACGGUCACAAGAAUCUCCAGUCUCUGAAGCUUUACGCGUGCGGUUUCCGCCCGGCGGAGUUCGAGAACUUGAAGGCUCUGAGGCAUCUCUCUUUAGGAUGGCUUGAAGUAGGAAUUGGAGAGAUUAGGUAUUUUCUGAAGAAAUGCCCGCUGUUGGAGAGUUUAAAUCUAAAGAGGUGUUGGAACGCGACGCAUUUUGAAAUUUGGGGAAACAAAGAUAAUUUGAGACUGAGGCAUUUGGCGAUUGAGCAGUGCAAGUUUCUUAAUGAUUGGAUUUCGGUCGAGGCGCCUAAUUUGACGUACUUCAGAUACUCUGGCGGAGUAGGUUCAUUUCGUAUGGAUGUGAAUCGCUGUUUCGAAGAGGCUGAUCUUAGUUUUGAGAUCGAUGAUGAAGAUGACCAUUCUGAAAUUGCAAACCUUCUCUAUAUUCUUCUCGAUAGUCUGUAUUCUGCCAAAGUUUUGAGUGUUUGCAGUUCUCUGCUUCAGGUUAUCCCAAACGGAGAAGAGCCGAUUCAAAUGCAAGCACCAUUGAAUGUCCAACAUUUAACAUUGAGUACAAGCAUUCAUCCAAAUGAGUUUUAUGGCAUAGCUUUUCUCUUGAAUAGUUGUCCUCAUCUGAAUACCCUCACGCUCAUGCUUGGCGAGGGGAGUGUCUUGCAAGAAUAUGAGCCACCAUUUGCAUUGGACAUAACUAGGUUCUGGGAAACCAAUAUGACGAUCAUGACUUGCUUAUCAAAAUCGCUGGAGAUAGUGGAUGCCAGGGGAUUCACAGGGACGCCAAAUGAAAUCACCUUUUUGGCUUAUCUUAUUCACUAUAGUCGUCUAUUAAGAGCCGUCUUUGUUGCUGUUGAUUCUGAUGAUGGCUUUGAAAACACUCAAAUCUAUACUCGGAAAGCUCAGGUUCUCAACACCAUCAAACCAGCCUCUAGGAAUCUUCAGAUUCAUAUAUACUAAGUCAGUUAUGUAUUAUUGAGUAUUAAGGUAUUGUGUGUGCAAUGUGUUGUUGUUUAUGUCAUGUUAAGUGUGUUAUGUUAUGUUUUGCUAUGCUAUGUUAUGUGUGUUU
Cucurbita maxima (winter squash) is the source of this 1558-nucleotide messenger RNA. Its product is annotated as putative F-box/LRR-repeat protein At1g56400. NCBI's taxonomy places the organism in Eukaryota, Viridiplantae, Streptophyta, Magnoliopsida, Cucurbitales, Cucurbitaceae. The record is from RefSeq and is a predicted model, not a curated record. The transcript has 4 exons. The coding region runs from base 43 to 1449 and encodes 468 amino acids. Gene Ontology annotation, molecular function: protein binding.